AUGUCGUCGGCGGAGCAGGAAGCGACGGACGACGAGGUUGGAGAUGCAGCGGCGGCGGAUGGUGGUGUGGCUUCGGUAGUUGAGGCAAGAGAUGCUUUUGUAUCACCAGGCUUGCUCAGAAUAAUCCUAGCUUUCCUUGCCAACCCCGUUCUUGAGAACGGUGCCGACAAUAGGCACCAAAUGGCUUCAUACCUAUUGGACAUGAAGAUCUUUGAGAUGACCGAACCAAUUAGUGUGAGCUACAAUGUAAAGACAUCAUUGGGAAGAACUGUGACUGUUAAAGGACGGAGGAUAUUCAGGUGGGAGAGGGAGAACCGCAAGUUGUACAUGCAGAGAUCUGAUGGGCCACAUGGAAGGAUAACUAGGAUGGAGAUGGCGACAAGCUUUGGCGAGGAGAUCUCUCAAGGGCUGCUGUAUGAGAGAGUUGAUCUGAUUCCGACUCUCACCGAUCUUCUCAAGGUUGGAUUCUUGGUUGAUUUUGACGAGGAUGAGGUUGAGUUCCUGCUCAGGAGCAAGAAUCUCCAGCUUUUUUCAGAGGAUGAAGAUUUCAUCAUGGGUUCAUUCUCUUCUCACUGA
This is a messenger RNA of Miscanthus lutarioriparius, 576 nucleotides long. NCBI's taxonomy places the organism in Eukaryota, Viridiplantae, Streptophyta, Magnoliopsida, Poales, Poaceae. The record is from the annotation of a GenBank genome assembly.